This is a messenger RNA of Schistocerca cancellata (South American locust), 6637 nucleotides long. RefSeq names its product ras-like protein 2 (gene Ras64B). The coding region runs from base 222 to 821 and encodes 199 amino acids. Gene Ontology annotation, molecular function: GTP binding; GDP binding; GTPase activity. Gene Ontology annotation, cellular component: plasma membrane. The transcript has 4 exons. The record is from RefSeq and is a predicted model, not a curated record. Gene Ontology annotation, biological process: signal transduction. Lineage: Eukaryota; Metazoa; Arthropoda; Insecta; Orthoptera; Acrididae.
AACAUUCGACGCGCGCACUCCCUGUCGACGACCCGUGAAGCUUUGAUGAUACACAGAGAGUUUUUUUUCAUCGAGGGUUUGAAGAAUUCUGCCUAAAAUUGUAGUAAUAAUGUGUUGUGCGCGUGUGAUGGAUAUGUAAACUACUACGUCAUGCUGUGAAAGAGUUAGCUAAAAUACAGCGCUGGUACUGCUCUCAGAGAAGCGAGUGUUAAAACUUCGAAAUGUCGAAGCAGACGGAGCGACAAAGUUACGCACAGACAUACAAGCUCGUUGUCGUAGGGGGUGGUGGAGUUGGGAAAUCCGCGAUAACUAUACAAUUCAUUCAGAGUUACUUUGUCACUGAUUAUGACCCAACAAUUGAAGACUCUUACACAAAACAGUGUGUUAUUGAUGACCAACCAGCGAAACUCGACAUCCUUGAUACAGCUGGCCAAGAAGAAUUUAGUGCCAUGAGGGAACAAUACAUGAGAUCUGGUGAAGGUUUCCUUCUUGUAUUUGCUGUGACAGAUAAAGCAAGUUUUGAUGAGAUAUAUAAAUUCCACAAACAGAUAUUGAGAGUGAAGGACAGAGAAGAAUUUCCAAUGCUGAUGGUCGGAAACAAGGCUGACCUAGAGCAUCAGCGUGUGGUUAGUGUUGCUGACGCUCAUGCUCUGGCAAGUCAGCUGAAAAUUCCAUACAUAGAAUGCAGUGCUAAACUGCGCACAAAUGUUGACCAAGCUUUUCAUGAGCUGGUACGAAUAGUGCGCAAGUUCCAGCUUUCAGAAAGGCCUCCUCUUAAGGCUAACUACAAGAAGAAUAAAAAAAAAUGCUCAAUCUUGUAACACAAACAGUAAUUUCAUCAGAGUUUUCAUGGAUGUUCGCACACAAAUCACGCAUCUUUUGUAUGUUAUAUGCUUUAAAACUCAAGUUAAAAAUGUGUUGUUUCUCUUUAUAUUCUUCCAUUUCAGUGAACUGCUGAUGUGGCAUUUUUUAAGUGCAAAGUUGCGCACAAGUUGUCUUCACAUUCUUAAUGUUUGAUGGAGCUAAAUUCUUGGUUAUAUCAGUUGCUAAUAAACUGAAUGUGUAUUGUAUAUUUCAGUGCACUUCUUUUAAAUUUAAGGUAGUUGCAUACUUUUUAUUUUGUGUUGAUGUAGAACAAGUGAGCACUGACAAAACACCACUGACUGCUCUGUCAUAAUUGUUUGAAACAAUUCUUCUGCUACAUGUUUAUGAGCUGGUUUAUGUUGAAUGCUCAGAUUGCAGAUUUUAAAUCAUAUGUUACACAGAGUUUGUUAAUCUGAGAUGGAAGAAUGACAGGAGACAUGUGUAAGUUUACCAGUAAAGUAUACAGUCACCAAGAUUGAAUAAUUAUAAAUAUUAAUAAUGCAAUAGUAAUGUUGAUAAUAAACUGCAAAUUGAUGUCACUUUAUGAAAAGUGCUGCUGCUUGGAAAUCUUUAUUACUGAGGAACUUUGUAGUUAUGUUCAUUGCAAAUUAGCAUUUUAUUUGCUUACGUCCUGAAUUUACACACUUAAAAAGAUAAAGAAAAGCUACAAUUCCUGUGAUUGUAAUUUGGAAAAUAACUAAUUUUCAGCUGAAGCUGGUUUUAGGUAAUAACUCAAUAACAUUAAUAUUGGUGACAGAUAAAUUACCUAAUGUUGUAUUAUUGUGCUCCAGAUAUCUGUAAAAGUCUAACAGUACUACAGAAAAUGCUAUGUGAAGGAAACUAAAAAUUUAAAUGAUAUUUGUAUGAUUAAUGAUGAAUACUUAGUUUUACCAUAUCAAAUGGAAAUGACUGUAAGAAAUUACAAAAUUAAUAACAACACAAAGCUGCUUUGAAGCCAAAAUCAUGAACCCUGCAAUUACGGAAGUGCUCAUCACUUUGCAGUGUGAAAUAGUAUAUCUCCUGGUCUCUGUUAUUCAGACUCUACUGUCAAAUUUACUCAGAGCAAUUAUUUUCAUCACCUCUGACCGCAGAAGUGUACAUACAGGAUAGGAAGCUGCCACUUCCAGAAUGUUGCCAGUCAAUUAUGUUAGCUAUGCUGUUGCCAAUUUCAUUUUAUUAUGCUCUUUAUAUGCCAAAAGUUUUGCGGACCGUGUCAUCAAAACUAAACAAAAAGAAAACUGUGCUGCAUGUGCAGCUUUUAUUUGUUGAUUUGUGUAUAAUCUGUGUAUCCUCUAUACAAUAAAUGUUAUACUUUGAAAAACGUUUCUUUAUGUAUGGUAGUAACAUAUUUCAGUGGUCACAAAUAGAGUGAUAACAGGCACGGUCUGAGAAAAUCUGUGAAUUUGUUACACGUAAUUAGAAUUAGUCUUAAUCAGAUGGUAAAGUCUUCUUCAGUUCGAACAUAUACUAUUUUCUUUCUAAUUUUUUGCACUGAUCAGUUAUUGCAGUCACUAUUAUGCUGUGUGCUAGCAUAAAGUGCCUAUGUCUUGAAAGUUGGUGACAAAAGGUGAAACAUGUUAUACCCGUUUUAUAUUUAUGACCCAUUAUGUGCACAAGAGAGAUUUGAAAUAAUUGCCAUUUACAAUAUUUGUAUUUGUUUAAAUUGUUUUUCUUACUUUUUGAUCUCUCUCUCUCUCUCUCUCUCUCUCUCUCUCUCUCUUCCCGCCUCCCCCCCCCUCCUCCCCGGCCAGAGUUUUUUUUUCCUACCUUAAUUUCUUUUUAAGUGGAGAGGUGAGAGAAUAAAUUCAAGUAAUGAACAUUGCAGCUACUGCAGGCAGCAUUCAAAUUAUUUUAUGGUUUAUGUUUCACAAUUUGUGUAUUUGUAUCGUACAAGAUAUUUUUUUCAGUGUAGUUUGUACAUAUGCUUUACUCUUGGGCACUAUGAUUACGCCGAAAAUCUGUGUGUGUGUGUGUGUGUGUGUGUGUGUGUGUGUGUGUGUGUGUGUGUGUGUGUACGCUACGCCAUAUCAGAAAAUGUUUUGUGCCAAUUAUUUUUCAUACUCUGAAUGUUACUGUGUGGCUUCGAGAAUGUAUGUAAGAAAAAGAGGUCUGUUGGUCUAAAGCUGAGUGUCCAUUUUCAAUACAGUUGUAUAUAAUGUACUGCAAAAUUAGUGUUUAAACUCAAGUAAAUGAGGAUUUUCUUUUCUACUUGUGUCCUGAUCCCUGUGAUGUAAUUAUUUUCUGUACAGCUAAUUGUGUGGCUUUCAUAUUUGUGAGAAUUAAGUGGUUAAUUUGUCUGUGUGUUUUUUGUUCUUUUUUUAGACUGGUAAUUAGCAUGCAUUAUAAUCUGACUUGGACGUAAUGGACCCAUCAAGAUAACUGUUUACAUUCCCUCAUGAACACUGCCUUCUUGCUUCACUAAUACUAACCCUGCAGAAUGUUUGUAUGUGGUCCAUUGCUGAUGCGGUGACAAUGUAGGGAAGUGUGGGAAUGCAAUAACUGCAGCGGUGAUUCAAAAUAUUAAUUUUCCUUUAUGUAGUAUUUAUUGAGAGACCAUUAAUAUUUCUUUUCAUUAUAUAUAUGGCCUAAAUUCUUAGCGGAGACAUAAAUCAUCCAUUGCAGAUAUCAUGUAUGUUGUAAAUGUUUGUGAACCUGAUACGUUCAACUAUUUGACUGAAAUAUGAUAGACAUAAUAGAUUCUCAGCAGAUUGGGUUGGGGAAAAAAGGGCAGAACAUUUGAAAUUCUUCAUUUGUAAUGAUAUAAGUAUCUUAAGGGUUUUAUGCCAUUUCAGUGGUUCAUAAUUAAGAGUUUUGUAACUCUGCUGGUGAAAAAUAUAUUUCAGAACUGAAAGGUCCUAUAUUCAAGCUCAGAUGGGGAAGGGGAAGAACUUUUCCUCACUUGUUCCUUAUAGGUGGCUCCUAGGUUGAAUCAGCUUCUGUCUAAGUGAAUACAGAGGUUAAAAAAUAAUCAAUCUUGUACUUUAUCUUCCUUGUUAAAUGUUUCAUCAUUCUGUAAAGAAUCAAAGCCUGUCAACACUUGCCUCAUAAUGCAAGGAAGACAUUAGUAAGGGAAUAUCUUUACUAUAGACACAGUAUAGUGAUGGGAUAAAAUUAGCUAAGUUUCCCACAGAAAACAGUCAGAGGGUAAAUUAUUUAAAUGUGAUCGUCUAAUUUUGACAGACAGGAAGAUGUCAAUGUCACUAACAGUAACUUGAAGGUUCUUGCAGAACAUUCUCAGAAGUAUUUUACAAAAUGAUUUUUGUGCAUAUUACUUAGAAGUGAAAUUCUUAUUUUGAUCGUGCUGAAUACUAAAAAAAACUAUAUUUUUGUUAUGAUAUAUUAUUCUUCAUUUUAUCUUAAGAUUUGCGCACUAGUUUUUAUACUGCGUUGUUUUCCAUGUUUAUGUUAAGAAUUAACAUGAAAAUAUUUUUAUGUGAAUAUAUAUGUAUUGUAAUUUUAUUCAAAGAAAUGUUGUUAUAUGCAUUAACAGAUGGUAAAAUUGAAAUGUCUACUCAUUUUGCCCCUUGUUGUGUUCAUUUCUAUGUUACUAAUAUAUUGGGAAAAAAAGUGUGAACCAGUUUGCGGAGAUAUCAUUCAAUUGUUCAUAUUGAAAUGUUCGCCAUUGACUCUGUGGUGUAGACAAGAUAUCAAGCAAUGUUGGACUUGAAUGGGGUGUAAUCAGAAUAUGAAAUGUUUAAAUGUUAUGAAUGGACACUUACUAGUAUGAGUGUACACUUACCAUUUACUUAAAGUCUAUGUGUGAUACUGUUGUGAGAUAUUUAUAAAAGUAUUCAGUGAUUAAUUUAGAAAACAUCAAUUUGUUUUUGUGCCUGAAGAAACAUUUGAGUGUUCAUAAACUUUCAUUCAAUUGUAAAACUUCCAUAUUUAACAUAUAUAUAUAUUAUUUUGCAGUAUAAUAUGCAUGUGAUUAUUGUGGCAAUGCUAGUGUUUCAUCUGUUGCAGUCAUUGUAUUAGUAAAAGAAACAUAGAAUAGUGGUCAUAUUGUGAAGGGCAUUUGCAUUGUGAGACAUAUGAAUGUUUUUUUUAAUUGUGCCUUAAUGAGGGUACAGAAAUUGACACCAGUGCCUUAUUAAAAAAAUCUAUGCAAUAUAUUUUAUAUUCAACAAUGUGGUCUGAUAGUAACCCACUGCAUCAAAACUGUACCAUGUAGUUAAAGAAAAACUAAUAAUUUCUUUAUAGACUGACAAAUUUAAUUUUUUUACAUCACAAUACCCAUGUUAAAUAUUUUACAGUUGUACUCUUUUUAGCCUUCUUUGCAUAGUCAUAUCCAUGAGUAAACCAACCUUGCUUUUAAUUUUGUGGUAGUUUAGUUCAAGAAAGCAUAUUUUCUGCACUAUUGGACCAUUUUGUGGCAAUUUGGUAAAGUAUGUAGUUGUUAAAUGAGUAAUAUCCAUAGCAGCUGAGAAGCAGCUUAAACACAGAAAUGAUUUUGUCAUCGGAGAGUUACCGUGAGUUGAUGUCCUUGACACUAGUAGUACUGUGCUAGCUGUAAACUUCCAUCUUUCUUAUUUCUAACACACUUAGUCUCACACCAGUAAUGAGGCAUUUUGAGAAAAAAAUCUAAAAAUUGUGUGCAAACUUUUAAUGUGUUCUAAUUUUGUCAUAGUCACAAAAGUUAAUAAAGCUAUAUUUUGUCCUAUAGAUUGUGUAAACUCAUCAAUAAGAAGUUACUCACAAGGGUUUGAAUACAGAGUAUAAUAAAUAAAUAAAACAUUACUAACCAUUGCUAAACUCUGUUAGCUAGGAAUUGACACUUGAAUUUUAGAGGAUGAGAAUAUUUAGGCAUUUGUACUCAACCAAGAAACUUGCCUGGCAGCAGUUAAUGAAAAUGUAUAUUGAAUUUAGAGAGUAGAAUUUAGAAAAAAAAAAGAGAUUAGGUUUUUAUUUUUGUGUGUAGUUCCUCCUGUUGCCAACUACAGUCUUCCAUGCCUCUUUUGUCAGUUCUUUGUUAAGUGUUGAGAAGGUUUUAUGUCUUGUCAAUUCGUAGACCAUGUGGAAUAAUUUUUUAUUUUUGUCAAGAGAUGGAACAUUAUGAAUGAAAAUGGCAUCCCGAGUGAAAUGUGUACAUAUACUGGGCAGCUGUGUUUGUAAGCUUAUUAUGAACUUCCUAGACUGAAUAAUCGUUUCACAGCACAGUUGUAUUGGUGUGUGUCUAUAUAAAUAUUCUGGAAAAUUUUCUCAGUUGUAUGGCUACAUGUGUAGAUGAUGAUAGACAGUAGCACAUGCUUUUGUAUGUGUGAUAGCUGUUUGGUUUAUGAAGAAAGUGCUGACAACAAAUUUUUUUUUUUAUUUUUUUAAUUUUGUUAAUGCAUGCACUUUUCAGUUAGCAGGACAUAUAGUGCAUACUCAGUAACAAGUCUCCUAUGUAUUGAGAAAUGGAGACAGCAAAUAUUUUAAUUUCUAUAACAUUCCAAAAAUGCAUCAGAAAUAAUUAUGGAUUGGAGUGUGGUCUACACUGUUUAAGUUGGCACUAUAUAAUAUUUAACUAUAUCAUUUUACACCUUUCACUGCUAUCAGUAUGGAAUACAAGUUAUGCUGCCUUCCAGUAAAACUAUAUUAUCACAUAACUAGCUUUGUUUUUUCUUUCUAUUUUGUGGCCAAAGGUCUUAUAAUGCUGUAAUUAUUCCACAAGUCAGAUUUAUGUGUAUAAUAUUUACCAGCUGAAAUGUUAUUUCAGAAUGCUGCUAUUCUGAAAUAUAACACUGUUACUGCUAAAAGUUUGAUAUAAUAAAAUUUUAUGACACACUUAAAA